CUUACUAAACGUUUGGUUUGAUUUUAAACUGAGAAGCAGUUUGAUUUGUGUUUUUCGUGUGACUGAAACAACUCACUCUCAAGUUGUUUGCGUGUUUUAAACUGAUACCACUUGUUUUUCUAUUAAUUAAAUUGCUGGGCGCGCUUCCGAUAAAAACGAGAAAACUAGAUAUAGUGUAUUAUCCGAUUAAAAUUAGAUAAUCACCGAUCAUCAUGAACGAUCAACAGAAAACAGAACAAGUUGGACCGAUUACCGAAAAACCAGAUGAAGAUUCGAUUCAAAACCCCGAUGACGAGCAGGGCGGCAGCAAAGCAACUUCGGCUUCUAUAUCGGUUCCCCAGUCGAGCAGUUCGGACGGAGUGAUGGAAAAGAUAAAUCAAAUGAAAAUAAAAUUUACAGCGAAAAGUAAGGGUGAACAACUAGUAUUGCCGGAAAAAAAUGAAGAAUCUGUAGCUACUCCAUCUAAUUGUCCGAAUGAAGGGGAUACUCUAAUCCCUACUGAAGCGGUUCAAGAAACCAAUGAAAACAGUGGCGAAGUUUAUCGUACAGAUUAUCGUCGUCUUUUGAAAACAGUUAAGCAAAGUAGAGCUGCUGACGAAUCUGCCGAGCCAUGCAAGAUAGCUGAAAGCGGGAAAAGUGUUGGUGUCAAAAGAGAGGAAAGUGUUGGUGUCAAAAAUGAGCUGACUGCGUUCUUCAAACAAGAUAUGAUCUAUCCUAUCAACGCAGAAUGUUCCGGUUUGUUUGUGAUGAUAAACAAUAUUGAGUUUAAACAAUUGCCCUAUAGAUACGGCGCAGAAAACGACCAAAUUGUUUUGAAAAGCCUAUUUGAAAGUAUGAAUUAUGCUAUUAAAAUAGUUGAAAACUUGACUGACAAAAACAUGGACGAUGAGUUGGACGAUGUAGGUGAAAACACUGGAGAAUACGAGAGUCUAGUAUUGAUUAUAUCAUCUCACGGAGCGGACGGAGUUGUUUGUGGCACUGAUCACACCAAAAACUCUGCGUUGGAACUAAAAAUCAACAAGAUUGUCAAGAAGUUUCAGAACAAAAACUGGGCGGGAAAACCAAAAGUUAUCAUUUUCCAAGCAUGUCAAGGCGAUGUCGUUGACGUGGGAUUUGACUUAGAGUUAGAAGAAAAAAAGAAUCAAGGUUGUGAACAAAACGAUUGUUCUCCAGGGAAAAUAACAGUUCCCCAACAAUCAGACCUGCUCGUUGUGUUUUCGUCCGACUCGCCGUACCUUAGUUGGCGAGAUGAAAACGGAUCAUAUGUACUGCAAGAAUUCGCCAAGGCCAUCAGAAAUUAUGGCCACAACAUUGAUCUCCUGCACAUAUUAUCAUUUGUGAUUUAUGAGGUUGCUAAGAGAACAAUAAUCGACGAGGAAAAAAAUUACAACAAGCAAAACCCGUGCUUCAAAAGUUUUAUGGGAAAACUGUUCUUCUUUCCGCCGCAAAACAAAACAGCGGUAACAACAGCCAUUUUUUCUUAGAAUUUUUAAGAGAGGUUAUAUUUAUAGAAAAAUCAAAAAUACAACUGAAUCCAUCGAAAAAACUGUGAACGUGAAGUAAUUAACAAUGUAACUCCUUUUGGAUUCCCCUCUGUUAAAUAACCCAUAACCUUUUACCAUUCAAUGCUCAGAAAACGCAGGUAACCAAAUUGUACAAAAUAGCUAUCAUUUAAUCGUUUUUACUUGUAAUGUCACCAAAAUUCUUAAAAGCAUCUAUGACCUGCGAUCAUUUUUUGUGAAGUAAUUGGGGCUUGACUGGUCGUUAUUGGUUGAUUGAUUGAUGGUUGAUACUAUAUUACCAAUGAGUAUUAUGCAGCUGUUUCGGAGUUCCGUUUUGUAUUAUCGUU
This is a messenger RNA of Symsagittifera roscoffensis, 1849 nucleotides long. RefSeq names its product caspase-3-like. The transcript has 5 exons. Bases 213 to 1484 code for a protein of 423 amino acids. The record is from RefSeq and is a predicted model, not a curated record. Lineage: Eukaryota; Metazoa; Xenacoelomorpha; Acoela; Convolutidae. Gene Ontology annotation, molecular function: cysteine-type endopeptidase activity. Gene Ontology annotation, biological process: proteolysis.